GACAAAAACAGAGAGGGGAGAUGGGGGCGGGGCUGACUGGUUAUGGUUUAACAGCACCACGGACAGCUCCCAUCUCCCGUUUCUGGACCGCAGGGAAGCGGCGCUGAAACCCGGAUGGAUGCUUUUGAAAACAAAGCCCGACUCGUCGAACCGUAGAGUCACCUGCAGCUCACUGCACCAGCGCAGAGCAUCCUCUUCUCCGCCUUCUCCUCCGCUCGAGGCUCGACUUGUCUCAUUUUCCGGCCUGACUCAAUCGGAUCUCGUUUAACUGCAUUGCCUCUGCGUCUCCAGCCUGUUUCGUCCUCCUUCUGCUCCUGUAACUGCCAACCAAUGCGCUGCGAAAGUACUUUUUAGGGAAGGUGGAUCGCUCCAAUCCAAGUUUCCUGAUUCCUUUGGUUUCUUCUUCUUAAUUCUUCUCAAAGUACCAACUUCUGUUUGAGACGUGCAAACAUCGCCUCCGUGAUUAUGUUGAGAUGCGGCUUUUUUCUCCGAAUCCGGGAGCGGAUGUUACUCUAGGACGCAGAAGGACAAUGAAGUUGUGUAGUUUGAUGUGAGACAGGCGACUCGCAGCCGUAAAACUGUCCGCAAACCUCAGAUCUUAGCGCAUCGGGCGCAUUUUUAUUUGGUGGACGCCUGCCAGAGAGCAAGAUGACGUGCCUCUAUGACUUUUUAAAUUGCACCUAGGAGAGAGAGAACGUGAAAAGGGGUCUUUCAUAUCCUGUUCCUGCUGCAGGGACAGACGAGCUGUAGCUGCCUAAACGAGUUUGGAUCUUACGCCUGGGAGAGACCGUGGAACUGUGGCAAAACAAAGGCAACCGAGACGCCUCGUUCCUCCUGAGCCCUAGUCCCGAAAAUCACCCACGGACGACAGAAAAUGAAGAAGUUUCGAAAGGUUUUGGAUGGUUUGACCACCUCCUCUCCGGGAGGGACUAUCGGAUCGCCAUCGUGUGGCAGCGCGGCCGGGACUCCCACCGCGGCGCCGACUCCCAAAGAAAUCGAUGUCCAAGAGACGCUAGUGUCGGAAAACUUUCAGCUGUGUAAGACAGUGCGUCAUGGUUUUCCCUACCAGCCCACCGCUCUGGCCUUCGAUCCCGUGCAGAAGCUCCUGGCCAUCGGCUCCAGAUCAGGCGGUGUACGCAUACUGGGACGACCGGGGGUCGACUGCUACUGUCAGCACGAGAGUGGAUCAGCUGUUCUUCAACUGCAGUUCCUCAUCAAUGAGGGCGCAUUGGUCACAGCCUGUGCAGAUGACACGCUACACCUAUGGAAUCUCCGUCAGAGGCGGCCGGCUGUCCUGCACUCGCUCAAAUUCAACAGAGAGAGGGUCACAUUUUGCCACCUUCCCUUUCAGAGCAAAUGGCUGUAUGUGGGGACGGAGCGCGGGAACACGCACAUCGUGAACAUCGAGUCCUUUAUUUUGUCCGGCUACGUCAUCAUGUGGAACAAGGCCAUAGAACUAUCAACUAAAACGCACCCGGGACCUGUGGUUCAUCUGAGUGACAGCCCCAAGGAUGAAGGCAAGCUGCUUAUAGGGUUUGAGAGCGGUACAAUUGUACAGUGGGACCUCCGGGCCAAGAAGGCAGACUUCAGAAUCUACUAUGAUGAGGCCAUCCACUCAGUCAGUUGGCAUCACGAAGGGAAGCAGUUCAUGUGCAGUCACUCCGACGGCAGCCUGACGUUGUGGAACCUCAGAAACACAUCCAAGCCAUUCCAGGUCACCUUCCCUCAUGGAAAGAUCCAGAAGGAUGGAAGGAAGGAGUCGUGUAAACCCAUACUCAAAGUGGACUACAAGACCUCACGGAGCAGUGAGCCGUUUGUGAUCUUCUCUGGGGGUCUUUCCUACGACAAGGCGGGGCGGCGGCCGGCGUUAACUAUCAUGCAUGGCAAGGCCAUCACUGUGUUAGAGAUGGAUUAUCCUAUUGUAGAGUUCAUGACACUCUGUGAGACUCCUUAUAACAACGAGGUCCAGGAGCCUUAUGCGGUGGUGGUGCUUCUGGAGAAAGACCUUAUAGUGGUGGAUCUAACGCAGAGCAACUACCCCGUCUUCGAGAACCCCUACCCCAUGGACAUCCACGAGUCUCCAGUUACCUGCACCGCCUACUUUGCAGACUGCCCGCCCGACAUUAUCCCCAUCCUCUACUCCAUAGGAGCUAAACACAAGAAGACCGGAUACAGCCAAAAGGAGUGGCCGGUCGGUGGAGGAACGUGGACAUUAGGCUCACACACCUACCCAGAGAUCAUCAUCACAGGACACGCAGACGGCUCCAUUAAGUUUUGGGACGCAUCUGCGAUCACGCUGCAGAUGUUGUACAAGAUGAAGACUUCCAAAGCAUUCGAGAAGCCAAAGCCGGGUGAGGGCCGCGCGGCCGAGCUGCUGGAGGAGGACCCGUUCGCCGUCCAGAUGGUCAGCUGGUGUCCUCAGAGCCGCGUCUUCUGCGUGGUCGGCAUCUCGGCCCACAUCAUCCUGUACCGCUUCAGCAAAUACGAUGCCAACACCCAGAUCGUGUCAUUAGAGGUGCGCCUCCAGUGUGAGUCCGAGGACGUCAUCACGCCAUCGGACAAUGAAAACAACCCCUGCUUCUCCGAGCCUGGCUCCCACUCCCCCCAGUCCCACCAGCAGCACGCAGCGAGUCCGGGCAGCGGGACGUCGGAGGGCGUCAAAGACAGCAUCCCCUGCCUCAAGGUGAAGGACCGAGUGGUGCGGGUCCCCCCCGGCUACCAGGCGGAGCUGGUCAUCCAGCUGCUGUGGGCGGAUGGAGAACCCCCACAACAGAUCAGCAGCCUGGACAUCAACUCUGCUUACGGCCUUCUGGCCUUUGGGAACUGUAAUGGCCUGGCAGUGGUGGACUACCUCCAGAAAACCAUCCUGCUGUGUAUGUCCACGCUGGACCUGUACGGAGCCGCCGACCCCUACCAGCGCCUCACCCGCUCCCCCCGCAGGAACAGACAGUCCACCUCAGAGUUUUGCAUGCGUGGCCUGUCUAACUUUUAUUCAGAUUCAAAGAAAAGGAUCCGUACAUCCUACCAGAGCCUCACCGAGCUCUCCGACAACCAGCAGUCCGUCGACAUGGAGCGAAGCAAGUCGCCCACCUCAGUUCAUUACCCGACCUCCCUUCACAAUGACCCGCGCAUCCUGCCAGAACCCGUUGCCAGUCUGCGAGCCAGCCACUGCAGUCCAGUCUUUUACUUGCUGGACAAUGUAAAGGGACCCGGCAGAAAGUUAAGUCUGCCAACAGAUCUUAAGACUGAUCUUGAUCAUGUCAAUGGACAUUGCACUAGCCCCACCUCCCAGCCCUGCUCGGCGGGGAAGCCUCGCAUCCCGGUGGGUCCCGAGGGGCCACGGCUUGCCCGCAGAGGCCCUGGCCGACCACCCUUCCGCAAGGCCCAGUCUGCUGCUUGCAUGGAGAUCUCUUUGCCUGUGUCCCACACUGAAGGUUAUGCAUCCAGGAGGGCAAUGCUCCAGCAGUUACACGGAGUCACUAUGUACUCCCACGACGAGCACCACACCACCAGCCCCUACUGCUGGAGUGAGAGAGAGAGCCGCGAGAACUCCUUCAGCCGCUCGCGCAGCUCCAGCGUCUCCAGCAUCGACCGGGACACCAAAGAGGCCGUCACCACGCUGCAGUUCGGGGAGUCCUUUGCGCGCAAGAGCGACGCGCUGCCCACCCCGUGUCUGUGGGUGGGCACCAGCUUAGGCGUGGUCCUGGUCAUCCCCAUGUCUAUUCCCACGGACCAGGAAGAGAGGAUGGAGGAACCUGUCACCAUUGGGCCCAGUGGAGCGGUGCUGAUGCUGAAGGGCUCGGUGUUGCGCUUCGGCUUCCUGGACUGCCUGGGCGCGCUCGUCCAGAGCCCCUACGAGGUCUGGAGGGACCCCAACGCCCCCGAGGACCCCGAGCGACCGCGGCGGCGCAAGCUGGUCCACUUCUCGCCGUCGUCCUCGCAGGACGCCUGCGGGGAGGGCCACCUGGCCGUGCUGUGCUCCGAGAGGCAGGCCAAAGUGUUCCUGAUGCCGUCGCAGUCCUGCCUCUUCGUCCACAACAUCACGGAGGCGUCGUUCGUGCUGCGGGCCGACGUGGUGUCCGUGUGCAACAGCGUGUGCCUCGCCUGCUUCUGCGCCAACGGACACGUCAUGACGCUCAGCUUGCCCAGUCUAAGACCGCUGAUGGAUGUCAAUUACCUGCCUCUGACAGACAUGCGUAUUGCCAGAACCUUCUGCUUCACCAACGGUGGGCAGGCGUUGUACCUUAGCUCCCCCACCGAGAUCCAGAGAAUCACAUACAUCCAGGAGAUGUGUGACAACCUGCAGGACAUGCUGGGAGAGUUGUUUACACCUAUAGAGACCCCAGAAGCCCAGAACAGAGGUUUUCUUAAGGGGUUCUUUGGAGGAAACGCCCAUAACUUCGACAGAGAAGAGCUCUUUGGUGAGGCAGCAGCAGGGAAGGCUUCGCGGAGUCUGGCACAGCACAUUCCGGGACAGGCGGGGGUGGAGGGCAUGAAGGUUGCGGCUAGCGGAGCAGUGGGGGAACUGGCCCGGGCCCGCAUUGCUCUGGAUGAGAGAGGGCAAAGACUGGGGGAACUGGAGGAACGGACGGCCCUGAUGAUGACCAGCGCAGAGACCUUCUCCAAACACGCCCACGAGUUGAUGUUAAAGUGUAAGGACAAGAAGUGGUACCAGUUCUAAUGACAGGACCGAGGGCUGAGACCGCCCUUUAACCGCUGGAAGCUUUACGCCGGGACAGGGACUUUCACUCUGCAAAGAGAGCGACUGAAGAAGAGACUCAAGAGUGACUUUGUCGUUACGGCUCCUCGACUGGCUGUACAGUACGUACGGCACCGUCACAUUGUUGAAUAACAAGGACAGGUCAGUUCCUUGUCUGAUCGUGCAGUAGUCAGAACAGAAGGAGGAUGGCGGCGCCUGAAGGACUGAAGAUGGAAGGAAAUGUGAGGUGCUGGAGUGUGUGUGUGUGUGUGUGUGUGUGUGUGUGUGUGUGUGUGUGUGUGUGUGUGUGUGUGUGUGUGUGUGUGUGUGUGUGUGUGUGUGUGUGUGUUUGUUGGGUUUUUGGGCCUCACUGUGUAGAUACUCACGUUAUGAUACCAAGAAGACAUGCAUGAAAUACAAAUGGAUGACUAUUACAAAUAUCCAACUGCCAUAUUAAAAAGCAGCAUGCUACUUUAAGAGAUACACAAAUAAAAAGUUUUAUUUAAUGAUGUAAGCCAACAACAGAAACUAUGAAAAACUUUAUAUUUUUUGAAAUAUUGACAUAAAAGCUAUAUAUAAAAAGGGAAAUAUAUACCUGCAUUGCUAUUAAGCCAAAACCUAUGUUUCUUUAGCUUUUUUUUUGUUCUAUUCAAAAGUUUUUUUUUUCUUAUCACUUAACACAGUAUUAAAUGCACAUAAUUAUCUUUCUCUACACACAUAAUGAAGCUAAAACGUAUUACAACAUACUCUGGGCUGCACAGUGCAAACACAAAUCCAUAAUAUUUAUACUCAAAUCACACAGAUUUAGUUUUACUUUUUGGCUGCUGCUACUUACAAAAUUAACAAUUGAUGAUGAGGACGAUCAAUUCUCCCCCCAAAUAUAAAGAAAACAGAUUGCUACAAGACGUUUGGAAAGGAAAGAGCAUAUUUUGACACAGUGUGGUUUUAUCUAUAGUAUGACACAAUAUACUAUUCAUGUGCCAUAAAAAGAAAGAUGUGUAAAUUAAUGAAGAACUAAUUGAUUGUCGGUUGUCAUAAAUUCAGGUGAGCUAAAGUACCUGGAGUUAGUCAUAGAGGGCAUUUAUGAACAAAUAAGUUUGUUUUAUUCUGAAAAAAUACAUAAAUUAGAGUGUUCUUUUAUUUUUUCAUGGUUGUCUGUUCACUAUUCCAGUUUCUAGCUGCCUUUGUCAGAUGUUCCGGUUUAGCGAACCGCUGCAUUGCGUGUGUGAGUGAGGAAGGGAGAGCUCCGGGCGUCCAACUGGACUCUCUCUCUCCGCCAGAAGCAAUCAGAAACGAAUGACAGCCCCUCGUCUCUUUCCGCCUCAGUCCUUUUGAAAGCUGUGCAUUUUCAGCAUUAAACUGGAGCAGUUCUCUUUUCAUGAUCGCAGAGGAUACGUUUCACUUGUUUGUCACCGUCUCUGUGGUGAGAAUAACGAGGAAUUGGAGUUACGUCCAUUUGAAAAUUGUGUGAGUCAAUUACCAGUGAAGGUUUUAAUCAGUAGGUAUUUUUCCAGUGGUGUUCAGAUGUUGAGUCAGUGAAGAAACUUAUGUACAUGUGUAAAACAUUUGCAACAAUUUCAGCUGAGGGCAUAUGUGUUAAUUAUUUCUUUUUUUUUUGUUCAAUAUCGUUCUUGAUGACUAUGAUAUCCUCCUGUAUUUGAUGGUGAUGGCCUCUCAACUGAAGGCUCUUGUAUGUUAAAAACAACAAAAUGUUUCAUGAUACAUGGUUGUGUAUCAUAUUGUGAUUGUGUUGUACAUGUCGAUGGAUAGCCACAUGACACGGGCAAACAGUAUUAACUGAGGAGGAUAUUUUGUACUAGUGUAUUUGUCUGUAUUUUUAAUUACCAUGAAAACCAAUCAGGAUUAUCGACAUCCAUUUCUAACACGUCAGGCCUUCAUGCACACACGUUUACUGAUGUAACGCAAUUUUGAUGUCAGUACCACAAAAAAAUAUGCACAGCAACACACAAAAACAUACUAAGGCUAAAAGAUAAUAGAACUGAGUCUUGAUUGGUUGUCAUUUCUGCCUACUUCCUGUCAGGCUGUGACACAUUGCUGAGAGAUACCACGUUGAACCCGCUCAAAUCCACGCAGUUAUUUGUCCAUUUGAAGAAUGACACGUGAUUGAAUUCAACGGCAUAAACCUGACAUACUGUAAGUUUCUCUUCUAUCUCUGUAUCGUCAGUGAGAUUUGUGUUCAGUGCAGUUCUGUCAGUGGCAGAGAAAACGCACACGUAGUCACACGUACACAAACAAAUCUACAAGAAAAUACAAAAAAAAAUCUGACUUCUACUGACAGGGUGUUUUGUUAGUAUGUUUUUGUUUUUUAUAUUAACUGUACAGUUCAAUCUUGAGAGAAAGGUGAAACAAACCAACAAAAAAACAUUAAAAGAUAAAGACAUUCUUGGGAUAUUUUUCUCUGUAUAUGUUGUACCUGUUACUGCUGGUACUGUAUCUGGUAUUCUGGCUCUGUCUAAAUCACUGGAACUCUGUAGUUCUUCACAACGUAGUAUCCUGAAAAGGCAUUUCUCUGGUUUUCUCAAUGAUGGCAGCAAAGUUUGUCUUAUUUAAAUGGAUUCUACCACUUUUUGUUCUUCUUGAUAUUAUACUAGUGUAAUAGAAAUUACUUGACAAAAAAAGAACUGAAAACAUGUUGAUGCAAAAGCAAACCGAAAUAAACAUUGGUUGAUGUA
This is a messenger RNA of Betta splendens (Siamese fighting fish), 7392 nucleotides long. It is a transcript of the gene stxbp5l, whose product is annotated as syntaxin binding protein 5L. Gene Ontology annotation, cellular component: SNARE complex; plasma membrane; cytoplasm. The transcript is spliced from 30 exons. The coding region runs from base 875 to 4681 and encodes 1268 amino acids. Gene Ontology annotation, molecular function: syntaxin binding; myosin II binding; GTPase activator activity. Gene Ontology annotation, biological process: regulation of protein secretion; regulation of exocytosis. NCBI's taxonomy places the organism in Eukaryota, Metazoa, Chordata, Actinopteri, Anabantiformes, Osphronemidae. The record is from RefSeq and is a predicted model, not a curated record.